Molecule: messenger RNA, 612 nt
Organism: Mesorhabditis belari
Lineage: Eukaryota; Metazoa; Nematoda; Chromadorea; Rhabditida; Rhabditidae
Source: the annotation of a GenBank genome assembly
AUGAGAAUAGGCCAUGGUCUCAAUUUAUUACUGGUGCUGACAUUUUCGCUUGAAGUUGAGUCAAAGGGCGGACGAGGCACAGGACGCGGAAGAUCUCGGUCAUUUAGAGUCACUCAAAAACGAAUGAUCAAAAGAACAGCAAAGAGUGGCUCAAUCGAAAGGACACAGGUUUUUCGCUCAGCUUUACUUGGAGCCGGUGCUGGGUACCUUGUGGCUAGCAAAGGCCGCUUCUACAUUCAAAAUCCGAGAGAUCCGAUUCUAUUUGAAGAAAGGAAGUUUUAUUGGGAUUCACAAUAUUAUCCGAUUAAUGAUACGCUUCCCGUUCAAUGCGUGAAUCCGAUCGAUCCACAAGAUCCACAAUUGGGAAGGAUUUACUUCUCAAAUGAGAGCCAUGCUCGUGAGAUCGUUUGGGGAUGCGAGGGUGGAGCUGAGUGUUGUGGAUAUGAUUGUUGUAUGGAUGAUGGCAUCUUUUCAUCGAUACUUCGAUUGGCCUUUGUGAUUGUGCUGCUAGCGUUGAUCGGUCUUCUUUUGAUAGAAUGUAUCCGAUGGAUGAUUUAUUGUAUCGCCCAAUUCCGAACAAAGAACUCUUUCAAUCCGGUUUCAACUCAUAUU